This is a messenger RNA of Cyanistes caeruleus (blue tit), 922 nucleotides long. Lineage: Eukaryota; Metazoa; Chordata; Aves; Passeriformes; Paridae. The record is from RefSeq and is a predicted model, not a curated record.
CGUCGGCUCCUUAACGGCCCGCAGCCGCCCCCAGCAGGUCUCCACGUUCGCCCUGACGCUGUACCAGCACCGCGCCCGGGUGGGCGGGCAGGAGGUCCGCGUGGACUUCUGGGACACGGCGGGCCAGGAACGGUUCCGGAGCAUGCACGCCUCCUACUACCACCAGGCCCAUGCCUGCAUCAUGGUGUUUGAUGUACAGCGGAAGGUCACCUACAAGAACCUGAACAGCUGGUACAAGGAGCUGAGGGAAUUCCGCCCAGAGAUUCCAUGCAUUGUAGUGGCCAACAAGAUUGAUGCGGAUAUGAAGGUGACCCAAAAAAGCUUCAAUUUUGCCCGGAAGUUCAGUUUGCCCUUUUACUUCGUGUCUGCUGCCGAUGGCACCAACGUGGUGAAGCUCUUCAACGACGCCAUCAGACUGGCUGUGGCUUACAAACAGCACUCGGGAGACUUCAUGGAUGAGGUCCUGCGGGAGCUGGAGAGCUUUGACCUACAGAAGACAAGCAAGGAUUUGUCAGAUAAAGGGAAGAGCUGCACUGAAGAGGAGCCCUCAUCUGCCUAGGCCUGCACCCUGAGCCUGGUUUUCCCUUGGCUCUGGACUUCUGGGGCCUGCACAGAGCACAGUGAUGUUUCUCAUGCUCUAGAGCUGUGGUGCUGGGCAGCUGGGUCUCUUCCCUCCUUAUGGGAGCCUACCUGGGCAGGAUCUUCCUUGGCUCAGCCCUCACUGCUGCACAUUUUGCUCAGGAGAGGGAUGGGAGAAUCCACAUGAUUCUACAUGGAUGGUCGCUCAUUCCUAGUGCUCCUUUAGGACAGAGCUGGCCAGGAGAAGUGAGCCAUCUUGCACCUGCAGGAAGGAUCCUGCCCAGAUGCUGUAGUGGUAGCUGCUGCAGAAAGCAAACACUAAAGGAUUUUUUCUACAAAGGUA